AUCAUUCCUAUAUGCUGACGACCUCAAAGUCGUUUACUCCUGCUACGCUCAUGAACUAAGCGAUAUGGUAAAUAAAAUACAUCUUGAACUAAGUAGUCUCGCAACAUGGUGUACUGAAUCCUGUCUUAAGUUCAACAUUGAUAAAUGCGGCUGGAUUUGCAUCGGAAACAGUAACCUUGACCUGAAUCUUGAAAUAAAUGGGCGUAAACUAGCCAAGCUCAACUCAGUCGUAGAUCUCGGUAUCAGAUACUCUAAUAACUUAACGUUCUCUGAACAAACUGAUUAUGCCAGACGUAAAACACGAAGGCUCCUAGGAUGCAUAACUCGUAAUUUCUUUUGUUGUGAAACUAGGGUUUUAUUAUAUAAAGUAUGUGUCCGACCUAUUUUAGAAUACUGCCCGUUUAUUCUUAGCGGACUCAGACAAAAUGACAAGCUUAAGUUAGAAGGAGUGCAACGGCAAUUCACCUUAAGAAUUCUUGGUUUAGAAAGUGGUCUCCAAUACUAUGAACGUUGCGACAGACUAAGUUUAGAACCACUCUGGAAAAGACGUCUUAAGCUAAACCUGAUUUUUUACUACAAGCUAACUAAUCUGCUCGUGCACUCCUCCGAGCCAAUAAUUAAACCUACCGCUGUCAUCAGUUACAAUCUUAGAAAUCAUCACAACCUAGCUGCUAUAGAGCAUUGUCAGACUCACAUGCGGUAUAAUUUCUUCUUAAAUAAGUUUUCAGUCAUUUGGAAUAGACUACCAGCUGAUGUGCGCGAUGCAAACACACUCGCAGUGUUCAUCUCCUCAGUCACCAGACUGCUCAAAGAUGACAGUGCACUUCUGAGUCUGAAUCCUACAUCCACUUUUUCGUCCAACAUAGAUAUUUUAAGUUCAUUAAACGUGUAGUUACAACAAACUACAAUUAUAAAUUUUUAUAUUAUUGGAAGUACAUGAUAGACAUUUUUACACAGGACAACAAUAUUAGCUCACACAAUAUAAAAGUUAGCAUUACGGGAAUAGUUAGUUAGUGCACCAAAAUAACUAUAAUUACUAAACAGAAUAUAAAUGUAUGUAUACAUAUUAAUCACCCCCUAAGUACUCCACUUGCUUUCUUUUGCGUUGUUGUUGUUGUUUGUCUUCUUUUGUCUCUCACCAUUUCAGCUUCCAUUUAACUUUUUGAAUGAGAACGAAGAAUGUAGAUAUUUGCCCAUUUACAAUGACAAAUGAUCUGCAAACAUUAUUGGUCCCAUAACUUACAAUUCCCUCGUGAAUUGCGCAUUGCCUUCACCAACGACGUAACCUGGAUUACAGUUGUGAAAUAUAUCUUUAUACCAAUAAAAAAGUAUUGAUUUAUAAUACUUCACGAAUGUAACUUAUAACAUAACUGAUCUUGUCUGCAAAAUAGCUUGCAUUUCUUGAAAACACCCGUUUAUAAGAAAAUAUAAACUACCAUUAUUAUUAGUCUACCUUGAGUACUAUUCACUUGUGAUGUUACGAAGAAAAUGCUGACAAAAGUAUACAAGUGGAUUACUUAUUUUAAAUUAUUAUCAAGAAUAAGACUCGAUGCCGUACACACCAAAGUUAUAUGGAGGAAUUACUUCAAGCUUUAUUUUUUUCCCAAGUAUUUGUAAUCCAUCCAAAACAUACUUGGGUUUUUUUUGUUAAUGCGAAGACAAUAUUUCUAUAUUUCUUGAUGUGCUCCAUUGAAUGACUAGUUAUCAUAUUGUUCCCAUAG
Trichobilharzia szidati is the source of this 1721-nucleotide messenger RNA. Lineage: Eukaryota; Metazoa; Platyhelminthes; Trematoda; Strigeidida; Schistosomatidae. The record is from the annotation of a GenBank genome assembly.